This is a messenger RNA of Penicillium subrubescens, 1437 nucleotides long. RefSeq names its product Zn(II)2Cys6 transcription factor domain-containing protein. The record is from RefSeq and is a predicted model, not a curated record. The coding region runs from base 1 to 1437 and encodes 478 amino acids. Gene Ontology annotation, molecular function: zinc ion binding; DNA-binding transcription factor activity, RNA polymerase II-specific. The transcript has 2 exons. NCBI's taxonomy places the organism in Eukaryota, Fungi, Ascomycota, Eurotiomycetes, Eurotiales, Aspergillaceae. Gene Ontology annotation, biological process: regulation of DNA-templated transcription.
AUGCACCCAGCUUUGAAUUACCGACAGUCUCGGCGAUCCGCUUGUGAUAGAUGUCGGGGAUUUAAACUACGUUGUGAACGGGAUCAAGUGCGUGGUAGAUCCUGUGAAAGAUGUCUCAAGGCUCAAGUCCUUUGUACCACAAGUCUCAGUCAAUCAGCCUUUCCUUCGUCAAAAGUCAAUACUCCAACCCUGCCCAGCGAAUAUGACGGGAGCUUUCGCAGUUUUAAUCGACUAUCUAUGUCAGCUCUUCAAAGGCACACCCUUUCAGGGAUACAGAAGUCGCCUGUACCUUCUGGAGUUCUGCGAACACAAUUCGAUCCAUCUUUAUAUCUCGCAAACCGAAACAUGGGUUUGGGGCUAGAUGACUUUGCUGUAUCAUUACAACCCAGCAAGCCCUUAUCGGUGCCUCCUGAUCAAUGGCACAAUGCAAAUUUAUCUUGGGAUGCAAUUCCAUCUUGGGAUCCAAAUCCAUCUUGGAAGCAACCGAUCGAUUUGCGUUUGUCAGAUCAUGAAGAUCACCUCAAGAAUUAUGUACCAUUCUCCGACAAUAGACCUUUGUCCAGUUAUUCGAAUGAGUUCAUCACGAACGGAGUGUUCACCUCCCUUUCUGAUCCCUUCGCCGAGCCUCGUAUUCCUCCUACGGAAGAAUGGAAUUCGAGAAGCCCACAAACUACGCAAAAGAGGCUGCUCAAGUUGAAUCUAGAAUUAAUAGAGGAUCUCGAGCUUCUUGAAUGGGAGUCGACUGCACCGGCAUCAAUAAACUUCUUAGGCGACAAUAUGAACCCCACAGUCGACAAACUCGACGUUCCAAUUUUUCGCAUGCUGAACCAUUCAACCAGACUAUUGGAGAUACUUCAGUCUGAAAGACAACUAUCCGAGGCUCACAUUGCUAUCACUCAAUCGCCAAAUAAACCGCCCACGGAGGAGGCAAUGGAUGACGGUAUAGCGACAGUCUCUUCGCAUGAUUCGGGAUACUUGACAGCGAUAGCAUCGCCCCAGGAGACAGCCCAGGUCUUGCCUCCGCGGCACACGUUACCUCUGUUUCUGAGUAUGUUGACAACAUACUGCCAUCUUACUCGACUCUAUCAUGCCAUCUUUACACAACUUUAUCAGAUGUUUCUCAUCGUUCCCCCUCCUGAAGAUUCAAGGUUCUUAUUUCUUUCAAGUUCGGGGAUGGACGGAACUCUAGCGGUUCAAGUUCAAAUGCUAAUCGAGCUCAGCUUCAGUAUGCUCGCAAAGCUUGAACAUGAGUUGGAGUCUGAUUUUGGCACCGACUCAGAUUGGAUGUCCAGUUCCACUGUCCCGAUUCAGGACAAUACUUCAUUAGCGGCUAUUAAAGAACACAUAGUGGCCCAUGACGGCAUACUUUCUGGGAUCCCCUUGAGGGAAGCGAUGAACUGUUUAAGUCGGCUUGUCACGGCGUCUGCUGAAACAUGA